UUGUCCCGCCUGUUUCAUAAACCAUACUUAUUUAUACGACCAUUUCAUCAAAUUUAUCCCUAAAAAAACCUAAUUUUCCCCCCAACUUAUCCUAUCUUUAAUUUACUUACGUUUCUCUCUCUUAUUAGUUAUUACUCAACCAAAUUAAAAUUCCCUCUCUAUUUUUCUCUCUCCUAAAUUUCUGAUGAAGAAAUCACAAAUGGGGGAAAAACAGACAGAAAAAGAAAAAGAAGCAGAAAUUGAAAAGCUUCCAACUGAUCUUCUCUCUCAUAUCUUCUUCUUUCUUACUUCUUUCAGUGAUUUAGCUCAGGCAAGCUCUGUGUCUAAGAAAUGGAGGGAAGGGGUGAAGCAAUCUUUGGGAAGAAGAGAGAGUCUGAGCUUUUCUGGGUGUAAAAUGGAUGAUUCAUCUACUUCUCGCCUUGUUCAUAUUGCCUUCUCUCUCAAGGAACUUGAUAUCUCGAGGAGUCGUUGGGGUUGUCAGAUAACUGACAUUGGCCUGUUUGAGAUAUCAAUGGCAAAGUGUAUUGGCAAUUUGACCUCAAUUUCAAUUUGGGGUAUGACAGGAAUCACUGACAAGGGUGUUGUGCAAUUGGUCUCAAGAGCAACUUCCUUGCAGCACCUCAACAUCGGUGGGACAUUUAUCACUGAUGACUCCCUAUUUGCCAUUGGAAAUAAUUGUCUACAUCUAAAGACUAUAGUGUUGUGGAGUUGCCGCCAUGUGACUGAGAAUGGACUUCUGUACCUAGUUAACAAAUGCAGGAAGCUGGAAUCAAUUAAUGUUUGGGGUACGAGGGUUCCUCUUGAUUGCUUCAUUGGCCUGCUUACUAUCAGCCCUGCUUUACAAAUCAAACCUACAGGCCAUCUUCCAAAUGCUGCACCUAUUGUUGUAUGAUUUUUCCACUUAAGUUGCCAAAAAUCUUAUCUUGCUCAUUCUCAAUCUAUUAUCAUGUACAUGUUUUUAAUGGAUGAACAGCAAAAACAUAAAUCUUUGUACAGUUUGUUUCCUAUUUAUUAUAAUCUUUGUAUUAUUUGCUAAAUAAGGACAAUCAACAUUGUAUCUAUCUAUUCAGCUGUUCUUAAUCUUUGUGUACAAUCUCUGUUUAUGUUCUCAAUAAAGUAAUAAACAUUUCUUUGGUUCUGAA
Molecule: messenger RNA, 1142 nt
Organism: Beta vulgaris subsp. vulgaris (sugar beet)
Lineage: Eukaryota; Viridiplantae; Streptophyta; Magnoliopsida; Caryophyllales; Amaranthaceae
Product: F-box protein At5g67140
Exons: 5
Coding region: 185-892 (235 amino acids)
Biological process (GO): SCF-dependent proteasomal ubiquitin-dependent protein catabolic process
Cellular component (GO): SCF ubiquitin ligase complex
Molecular function (GO): protein binding
Source: RefSeq, a predicted model, not a curated record